ACGAGCGGGGACCGCAGCGGCGGAGGUGAGGGCGCCAGCAGGAAGUGGGAGAAGAGGCGACCCAAGGCGGGCUGGCGGGCUGGCGGCAGUCGCUACUUGCCUAGUAGCCUCAGCCGCUGUGGGCUCCUGGGGAGAUGGAGGGGCCGGGGCUGGGCUCGCAGUGCAGGAAUCACAGCCAUGGCCCCCACCCUCCAGGAUUUGGUCGAUAUGGCAUCUGUGCACAUGAAAACAAAGAACUUGCCAAUGCAAGAGAAGCUCUUCCUCUUAUAGAGGACUCUAGUAACUGUGACAUUGUCAAAGCUACUCAAUACGGAAUUUUUGAACGAUGUAAAGAGUUGGUAGAAGCAGGAUAUGAUGUCAGGCAACCAGAUAAAGAAAAUGUGUCGCUUCUUCAUUGGGCUGCUAUUAACAACAGACUGGAUCUUGUAAAGUUUUAUAUUUCAAAAGGUGCUGUUGUAGAUCAGUUGGGUGGAGAUUUAAAUUCAACUCCUCUUCACUGGGCCAUCCGACAAGGACAUUUACCUAUGGUCAUAUUAUUACUCCAGCGUGGUGCAGACCCCACUCUUAUUGAUGGAGAGGGAUUCAGCAGCAUCCACCUGGCAGUAUUGUUUCAACACAUGCCUAUUAUAGCAUAUCUCAUCUCAAAGGGACAGAGUGUGAAUAUGACAGAUGUAAAUGGGCAGACACCUCUCAUGUUAUCAGCUCACAAAGUAAUUGGGCCAGAACCAACUGGAUUUCUUUUAAAGUUUAAUCCUUCUCUCAAUGUGGUUGAUAAAAUACACCAAAACACUCCACUUCACUGGGCAGUUGCAGCAGGAAAUGUUAAUGCAGUUGAUAAGCUUUUGGAAGCUGGUUCUAGCCUGGAUAUCCAGAAUGUUAAGGGAGAAACACCUCUUGAUAUGGCUCUACAAAACAAAAAUCAGCUCAUUAUUCAUAUGCUAAAAACAGAAGCCAAAAUGAGAGCCAACCAAAAGUUCAAACUUUGGAGGUGGCUGCAGAAAUGCGAGCUCUUCCUGCUGCUGAUGCUUUCUGUGAUUACCAUGUGGGCUGUUGGAUACAUAUUGGACUUCAAUUCAGAUUCUUGGCUUUUAAAAGGAUGUCUUCUAGUAACACUGUUUUUUCUGACAUCUUUGUUUCCAAGGUUCUUGGUUGGGUAUAAGAACCUUGUAUACUUACCAACAGCCUUUCUGCUAAGUUCUGUUUUUUGGAUAUUUAUGACUUGGUUCAUCUUAUUUUUUCCUGAUUUAGCAGGAGCCCCUUUCUAUUUCAGUUUCAUUUUCAGCAUAGUAGCCUUUCUAUACUUUUUCUAUAAGACUUGGGCAACUGAUCCAGGCUUCACUAAGGCUUCUGAAGAAGAAAAGAAAGUGAAUAUCAUCACCCUUGCAGAAACUGGCUCUCUGGACUUCAGAACAUUUUGUACAUCAUGUCUUAUAAGGAAGCCAUUAAGGUCACUCCACUGCCAUGUAUGCAACUCCUGUGUGGCUCGAUAUGAUCAACACUGCCUGUGGACUGGACGGUGCAUAGGUUUUGGCAACCAUCACUAUUACAUAUUCUUCUUGUUUUUCCUUUCCAUGGUAUGUGGCUGGAUUAUAUAUGGAUCUUUCAUCUAUUGGUCCAGUCAUUGUGCCACAACAUUCAAAGAAGAUGGAUUAUGGACUUACCUCAAUCAGAUUGUGGCCUGUUCCCCUUGGGUUUUAUAUGUCUUGAUGCUAGCAACUUUCCAUUUCUCAUGGUCAACAUUUUUAUUAUUAAAUCAACUCUUUCAGAUUGCCUUUCUGGGCCUGACCUCCCAUGAGAGAAUCAGCCUGCAGAAGCAGAGCAAGCAUAUGAAACAGACGUUGUCCCUCAGGAAGACACCAUACAAGUCUGACUCCUUUGGUGAGUACCCAGGCUUUGGGCCUGAAACUGGAACUUGCAGAGCACACAUGCAUGAGUGUCUCGGACAUCUGAUGACUUUCCUGAGAGCCAGGAAGUUCGAGAAAUGGCUUGAGAAAGACAUGUUGAAGAGGAAAAAUACGUUAAGCUUAUUGGUUUUCAUAGUAGGAGAUGUCACUUGCUGUGUGAUCUUGGACAAGUCACUGAACUCCUCUGAGCUGCACUCGUCUCCCCUGUAACAUGCGGAGUGUAGACUUGAUUACUUAAAUCUCCCGACAUCGUACAAGUCUAUGCUGAUGCCGAGCUUUCCUUGAAAACUGGAAAAAGUACAGGCUUUGAAGUGUGAUGGACUGGGGUUAAUCCCCUGCUUCGCAGCUUGCUUUCUUUUUGUCUCUCUGUACCCAUAAGGAUUAUCUCAGAAUGAUCUGGAUAUUUUUGAAAAGUAACAGCAGCUUGGCUGAAAGACAAUUUUGUCCGUAAUAAGACAUCAUCUGUGAGCAGAGUUCUGCAGUGGCAGAAAACGGAUCAGGCAGAGAUUCAGGUUAUAAUUUCCAAACUCCAGUGGCCCACUUGGUAGAACCAGUUUGCAUUUGUAUGUUGAAUUUUUGUUGACUAAAUAACAGUGAUCCAAGAGCUGAGAUGGUUUAUUGGUCCUCUUGGGGAGGGCUGUAUUGCUGUCAAGGUGUGGAUAAAGCAUUUCAGGCAGGCCUGCCGCUGGCCCCUGGCCCAGUGGUGUACAGCUGUGUCAAUAGGCCUUUGAAGUCCACGCACACCAGCUGACUGGUCAGCAGCCCCUGGGAUGGUCUCUACAACCUUCGUCACAGGAAAUUGGGAAAGGCAUGUGGAAGCUAGCAUUGCUGGAAGGGGAGGAGAAGAAAACUGUUGGGAUCUUUGAUGAAAACAUGGGAGAAAUUUACCGAAAUUCACAGGCUGAGCCCAUCAGCAGGAUCUGGGAUUGUUGAUCACUGCUCUCCUUCUUUCUGGCUCCAGAUCAAUGUGAUGAGCUGGUUUAUCUUUAUUCUGACUCGAAUAUGUGCCAGCUAGCGCUUCUGUGAGGCCUCAGUAUAGUGAUAGUAUGCUGGAGGCGCUGGUGGUGCUGCAAGAUUCACAAAGAGCUUCUGAAUCAUUAAAACAUGAACAACCCCUGUUCAGAAGAAUUUUAAUGCAAAAUAUUUUUCAUUUUUAUUUGUUCGUCUUUUCUGAUAUUCUGCAUUCUGGGGCACUGGCCUCUUCCCCGCCCCAGGAUUUUCCCCAUGUGCAGGUGCUUCAUCAUCACAUGAUCUCAUUUAAUCUUCACAACAUCCCUGAGGUAUGUUGUCUUCAAUCCCCCUUUGGCAAAAGAGGAAAUGGAAGCUCUGAUUAAAACUUGGUGACGAUAACACAGCUUAGCAGGAAACCCUGAGCUGUCUGACUCUCAAGCCUGUGUUGGGAAAUCCUGCCCUGUGCUGCCUCUUGCUGCAGAGAUCCUAUCUGGAUAAAGUGCUGGGUAACCAGGAAUCAGAACCUCUGGAGGACGAGUAUGACUUCUUUUCUGUCCCUGCUGCUCGAGUUCAAACCCUCACCAUCCUCUCCUCCUCUUCCCUGUUCUUGCUCUGUACCUCCACUCCGUCACUGAAUCUUGACACUUUGGCCCAGUGUCCCCCCUUGCACCCCUGCCUUUUCAUUCUUACCCUUGUUGCCACACACCUGGGGCACUGCCGUAGCUGGCAGCUCCCUUUGUCACCAGUCUUUCCCUUUUUCAUCUUUUCCACUAACCCUGCCAGACUCAUCUUCCUUUAACACUGCUUUGUCCUAUUUCAUUUAAAAUAUCCCAGGGACUCAUGAGAUAAAGUCAAGACUCAGUACUUGACCUGACACAGCCCCCAGUCCCCCCAGGUAGACCUCAAAGCUUCUACAUUUGUCCUUUUUCAUGCUGCUGAUAAAGACAGACUUGAGAUUGGGCAAUUUACGAAAGAAAGAGGUUUGUUGGACUUACGGUUCCAUAUGGCUGGGGAGACCUCACAAUCACGGUGGAAGGCAAGGAGGAGCAAGUCAUGUCUUACAUGGAUGGCAGCAGGCAAAACAGUUUGUGCAGAGAAACUCCCAUUUUUAAAACCAUCAGAUCUUGUGAGACCCAUUCACUAUCAUGAGAACAGCAUGGGAAAGACCCAUCCCCAUGAUUCAAUCACCUCCCACCAGUUCCUCCCAUGACAUAUGGGAAUUGUAGGAAUUGUGGGAGUUACAAUUCAAGAUGAGAUUUGGGUGGGGACACAGCCAAAACAUAUCAACUCCUUUCCAGCCUUGCCCAUCACUUCCUGCAAUAACUUGAUGUUGCCUGGGAUUUUCUCACUUCAGCAUCUUUGCUCAUGAGGUAUCUUCUGCCUAGAAUGUGACCUUCCCACCCAACCUCCCCUCUGCUAAAAAUCUCAUCAUGGUCUGCCUGAAGUGGCCUGUCUUUAAUGAAGCAUUCUCCAGUCACCUUGCAGGAAUGAUCCCCCCACCUUGAACACUUUGAAACACUUAAACAGUACUUCUCAUAUGUUGCUUCACUGUAAUUAUUUGUGUGCCAACAUUUCCUCCCUAUAUACCAAUGUGAUGAUGGAACCCAUGUGUGUGUAUCCCCCACUGUGGUCAUUAGCAUAGUGCCUUAUAUGUAGUGGUCCCUUUGUUGUAUGUAAACUAAUGAACAGUGAAAAGCAAAUAAUAAGAAAUAAAUCAUUUAUUGUUUCCCA
Pan troglodytes (chimpanzee) is the source of this 4586-nucleotide messenger RNA. It is a transcript of the gene ZDHHC13, whose product is annotated as zinc finger DHHC-type palmitoyltransferase 13. Gene Ontology annotation, molecular function: protein binding; palmitoyltransferase activity. Lineage: Eukaryota; Metazoa; Chordata; Mammalia; Primates; Hominidae. The transcript has 19 exons. Bases 135 to 2114 code for a protein of 659 amino acids. The record is from RefSeq and is a predicted model, not a curated record.